Messenger RNA from Podarcis raffonei (Aeolian wall lizard), 1811 nucleotides. Its product is annotated as keratin, type I cytoskeletal 12-like. The record is from RefSeq and is a predicted model, not a curated record. Gene Ontology annotation, molecular function: structural molecule activity. Bases 190 to 1647 code for a protein of 485 amino acids. The transcript has 8 exons. NCBI's taxonomy places the organism in Eukaryota, Metazoa, Chordata, Lepidosauria, Squamata, Lacertidae.
UCCAGCUUGGCCAGGAGAUAAUUAAAUGGGCAAAGAGAUGAAAGUAUGUUGCCUAAGGAGGUGUGGACUUCUGCAAUCAAACACUCCCUUUGUUUCCAUAUAUAAAGCCCAAUCCUACAUUAAGGCUGUUCUGCUUUACUCUGCCAGCCCUUCAGUAGGUUCUGCCAAGCAAGGUCCUUCUAGUACGCCAUGGCCCUCUCCAUCCGAGCAUCCUCAGGGCCUCGCCAGUUCUCCUCCCGGAGCGGAUACGGAGGAGGCUCUCUUAGGCUAUCUAGCAGCAGCAGCGCAGGGAGCUUCGGGGGGUUUGGCGGCGGGUCUCUGCUCAACUUUGGUAGCAGUAGCGGCGGUGGAUAUGGAGGAGGAGGAGGAUAUGGAGGAGGCAGUGGGUUUGGUGGAGGACUAGGUGGUGGAUAUGGUGGAGGGUUAGGAGGGGGCUAUGGUGGAGGGCUAGGAGGGGGCUACGGGGGAGGGUUAGGAGCUGGCUUUGGAGGUGGCUUUGGGUCUGGAGGAGGAGGAGGAGGAGGGGGAGAAAGCAGCCUUCUAUCAGGUACUGAAAAGGAAACCAUGCAGAACCUGAACGACCGCCUGGCUGCCUACCUGGACAGGGUGCGUUCGCUGGAAGAAGCCAAUACUGAACUGGAACGCAAGAUCCGCGAAUGGUACGAGAAAAAUGGCCCUGGGGCUGGUGGCCCAGGGACCGGUAGAGAUUACAGUAGAUACUACCCUAUCAUUGAAGAUCUCAGGAACAAGAUCAUCAACGCAACGAUCGAAAAUGCCCGGGUUGUUCUUCAAAUUGACAAUGCAAGGCUGGCAGCUGAUGAUUUCAGGCUGAAAUUCGAGAAUGAAGUGGCACUUCGCCAGAGUGUCGAGGCCGACAUUAAUGGCCUUCGCAGAGUCCUGGAUGAACUGACUUUGACCAGGGCUGACUUGGAGAUGCAGAUAGAGACUCUGAACGAGGAGCUGGCAUACCUCAAGAAGAACCAUGAGGAGGAGCUCCAAGGACUCCAGGGCAGUGUUGGGGGUCAAGUCAGUGUGGAGAUGGAUGCUGCUCCAGGGAUUGACUUGACCAAACUCCUGAAUGACAUGAGAGCCCAGUAUGAGGCAGUUGCUGAACAGCACCGCAAAGAAGCUGAAGCCUGGUUCAACGAAAAGAGCGGAGAGCUGAAGAGAGAGAUCUCUACAAACACCGAGCAGCUCCAGUCGGGGAAGAGCGAAAUCACGGACCUGAGGCGUACGUUGCAAAGCCUGGAGAUUGAGCUGCAGUCGCAACUCGCUAUGAAAAAAUCUCUUGAAGACACUCUAGGAGAAACCGAAGCAGGCUACUGCGCCCAGCUGGCCCAAAUGCAGCUUCAAAUUGGAAACCUGGAAUCCCAGCUUUUCCAGGUCCGAGCAGACAUGGAGCGGCAAAAUGUGGAAUAUCAGCAUCUCCUGGAUAUCAAGGCCCGUCUCGAGAUGGAGAUUGAGACUUACCGCCGACUGCUAGAUGGCGAAGUUGGGUCAUUUGAAAGUGCUUCCGUGGCAAGUGUCAAGUCGGUGGAUUCUUCUCGCGAUCCAAACAAAACCAGGAAGAUCAAGACCAUCGUCGAAGAGGUCGUGGAUGGCAAAGUGGUUUCAUCCCAAGUUAAGGAAGUUGAAGAGAAGAUAUAAGAGAAAAGCUUCAACGAUUUGUUCUGCAAAUGUGCGCAAUUACUAGGUUUACUUUUUCUCCAGUUGCCGCUUUCCUCUCUUAAGCACGAAAUGUUACAGAAGCAAAGAUGCAUUUGAAAUUUCUCUCUAGCCGAGUGAUUCAAUAAAAGCUCUGCUUCAGCUUG